This is a messenger RNA of Pyricularia oryzae 70-15, 1874 nucleotides long. RefSeq lists its product as uncharacterized. Gene Ontology annotation, cellular component: cytoplasm. The transcript has 3 exons. The record is from RefSeq and is a predicted model, not a curated record. The coding region runs from base 291 to 1649 and encodes 452 amino acids. NCBI's taxonomy places the organism in Eukaryota, Fungi, Ascomycota, Sordariomycetes, Magnaporthales, Pyriculariaceae.
GUUUGCUCUGCCUACCUUGGUUCCCUUUCCAUAAAUUUCACCAAAGAGCUUCUUCUCGCACGGUUGCUUGAUUCAUGGCAACUUCUCCGCCGACGACGUCUACAAAAGUCUAUCCAAUUCCCUGUUAGAGAGCUCCCACUGCAAGCUCUGGUUUCCGGUUUCAGUCAAUUACCGCCGGCUUUCGACCGGCGUGGUGCCACUCGCAUCAUCCAGUCCAUACGAGGAGACCACGCCAUCGAGGUAACGGGCAGAAUAUUUGAUUUUCCAAACAGACAGUAAACACUCUCAAAAUGUCGAUAUCCUCGAGCUCUGUCGACAAGCAAUGGGCGAAGAAGUACAUUCUUGACCCAUUGACUGCUCCUGAACCCAGUCAGGAGUGCGGACCAGGAAGCUCUUUUAUUAGCCCUACAGGGCACUCCCUAUCCGUUAAAACACCAAAGGGCGAUAAGAAGCGCAAGAAGGAUAUAGCCUCGGCGUACCCAUCGCCCCCAGCUUCGUCAAGUCCCACUCGCUCAGCUUUUCGAUCUUCGCAAAGCCCUACUUCUGGAAAUAAUUCUCGUUCCUCGCCAGUGCCAGCCGACAACCUAGAUCUUGGUAACAGCAGAAGACCAGGCUUUGGCAGGAGCAGCAGCUCCAACUACGUUGCGAGGCCUAGGGACUAUCCGCCCAGUGCAAGUAUUGGUCGCAGUCAGUCUCAGACUGUCCGUCGCCCGCCUCAGAGUCACCAGAACCAUCAGGGGGCCUCUCACUCUCGCAGCACAAGCAGCAACUUCGACAAAGGCAAAGGCCUCAGCCGUUCAAAUUCGCUCAGUCAGCGUUAUCCCGGAGACAUGUCCCACCGCCCUCUAGACAUCAUCAAACGGGAUGUGCGCGCCGCAGACCGCGCCCCUCAUCUGCGCAAGUCGGGCAUGCCACGCACAGACAUCAUCGACAGCUUGGACACCAUUGGCGGUACCUACCAUCAUGGCGGGCCAUUUGAUGCGACGUUAGCUGCCAGGAACACUAACAAAAUGUACGCACCUGUCGAAGCUCUCAAGGACUCAAAUAUGGAAGCGAUCCGGGCUACGCCCCGCGAGUUCUUGCAAGACUCACUACAGAGACAUGUCCCGCUGCAAGGCACAUCUCAAGUGCCUCCUGGCGCUACUGACUUUUCUGGGAACGUUAUGGAUUAUGAGGAAGGAGCCGAUCUCAUGCGCGAGCGGGAUGCAGCCGGUGGCGCUUAUAAGAGAUGGGAUGGCAUUCCUUAUCACCCUGAUGACUUGAAAGGCAAGGGUGAGCCCUCGUAUACAGUUGAGCGCGACCAUAAAGAGCAGAAGGCUCGUAUGCGCAGAAACACGGACGCCAAUGGCAAUUUCCUUUUGGAGAUGCAGCCGCGCCAGAGCGCCUACAGCAGCGGUACCAGACGCAAGGACCUCGGAGCCCAGGUUAGACAGCGAAGCAUCAGCAGCGCUGCUGACGGAGGUGGGCAGCCAGGAGCAUCCUCAUCAAGGGCCGAAAACCCCUUCAACGACUCGAUGGCCAUCAACACAUCUACCGGUAACGGCCUUCAUCGUAGCAAUACCACCGGCAACCGGCUCAAAGAUGGACUCAAGCGACGUUUCGGCAGUUUGAGGCGCAAGAAGAACACAACAGAUGAUGAUUACUAUUAAAACUCUGUGAUUCAUCGCGAACCUGUAUGAGCCCAGGAGACUUUUGGUUUAUAUUCAGCGCGGUGGUUUCUUCACUACGAUUGAUAUACAUUGUUUUUUUGGAAUUGUACAUUGCUGAGUUCAAAUAACAAUAGACGGGUGCCAGGCCUAGCAGGAGAUAUAUAGCACAGCUUUCUUUUGUUCCUUUAGUAGUUAGUGAUAAUAAAGCAAGUAAAGCUUCAAUGG